UCAUAAGGCCCAGUAAUCAUACGGGUUGAAGACCCAGCAUUGUGGUACGGGACCAAAACCAGAGACAGACAGCUAUUGUGCGCCGAAGUCGAUCUCUUACAAUCGACCUUGUUUCUUACGCAGCUUGGGGAGCCCCCUUUACCAUCCCCACCACUAGCAAUCGCUUGCUGGAUUGACAGAACGCAUUAGUCUCCGGCUGAUUUUCCGUUAAUCGGCGACAACAGUUUUCUCUCCGGUUGUCAAGAAACUGAAAAGCAAGCAUUACGAACACAAGGUAGAUUGUAGAGGUUGAGAGUUGUUCUUGUGAAUAAUCAUGAAGCCAGAAUCGAAGAGAGUUCAUCUAUUGGUGAAGAAACCCAGUGGGAGUAGUAACGGCGAGAAUGUUCAGAAGGAGACUGCUCCAUGCUUUGAUUUUAGCGAGCUCUCAGAGGCCCUUAAUGGUACUAAAUCGACUGUAGAAACUCCUACUGACUCCAAUUCUCCAUACGAUUUGUCCCUGCUAUCGCAGGCCCUGAAUGCUGCUGAGAAAGACAACAAUGCGAAGGAAGCCACUAUGGUGAGGCUGAACGCCCGGAAAGGCCUCUGUAAGAAGAUUCAUGGCCGCAGAAAGUUUAUACACACAGACAUCUCAUGGCCACAAGCUUCAGAGCAUGACAAGAUAAUAUUUCCUAUAAUGGUUAGAAUGAUGCAUAUUGUGGCUUUGGGUGAUCCUGCAAGGAGAAAGAAAAGUUAAAUUUGAUUAUGCUGGGAUGGAUUGGGUAUGCUUUCAAUCCCUAAAUUUAGAUUUGUUAUACAAAUGUUACUGAAUUCUCUAUAUCUAGUAAGUUUUGAACUAUUUUUGGUAGGAAGGAAAGUUACAUGUAAUUUUACUAGACUAAAGAGUGUAUGCUUUCACUUCCUAAAUAUGAGUUAUUGUACACAAUGUUAUUGAAUUUGCUGCUUCUGGUAUAUUCUGUUA
Tripterygium wilfordii is the source of this 958-nucleotide messenger RNA. RefSeq lists its product as uncharacterized. NCBI's taxonomy places the organism in Eukaryota, Viridiplantae, Streptophyta, Magnoliopsida, Celastrales, Celastraceae. The coding region runs from base 314 to 733 and encodes 139 amino acids. The record is from RefSeq and is a predicted model, not a curated record. The transcript has 2 exons.